This is a messenger RNA of Babjeviella inositovora NRRL Y-12698, 174 nucleotides long. Its product is annotated as GATA-type transcription factor. The transcript has a single exon. The annotation marks the transcript as partial. Gene Ontology annotation, biological process: negative regulation of transcription by RNA polymerase II; positive regulation of transcription by RNA polymerase II. Gene Ontology annotation, molecular function: DNA-binding transcription factor activity, RNA polymerase II-specific; zinc ion binding; RNA polymerase II cis-regulatory region sequence-specific DNA binding. The record is from RefSeq and is a predicted model, not a curated record. Lineage: Eukaryota; Fungi; Ascomycota; Pichiomycetes; Serinales.
CCUUCAAACUGCUCCAACUGCAACACCAAGAACACUCCGUUGUGGCGUCGGGGGCCGGGCGGUGAGCCUUUGUGCAAUGCAUGUGGGUUGUUUUUGAAGUUACACGGCGUUGUGCGCCCGCUAUCCUUGAAAACUGAUGUUAUCAAGAAGAGACAGCGCAGCGCGGGAAGUACC